AUGGCACCUCCCAACGGUGAUAUCGAGAACGGCGACGUCGAAAAGGAACAGGCAACGCGCGACCACCUCGGCGCCGCUGACAACGACGCGGAUCUCGGCGAGUACGGCAAUCUCGUCAAGUACAUUUCGAAUUACCGUGAUGGACGUCGCAGCUCCAUCGCUGGCUCCACGUACGACGAUGCCCCCAAGAAGAAGUGGUACCAGUUUGGGAAGGCCAAGAACGCGCAAGGCGGCACGACCUUCGAGGUUCCUGAGGAUUGGUUAAACACCGACUGGAAGCAGGGUCUUUCCUCUCACGAUGUCGAGAAUCGCCGCAAGAAGACUGGCUGGAACGAGUUGACCACCGAGAAGGAGAACAUGUUCUUGAAGUUCCUCUCGUAUUUCACCGGCCCAAUUCUGUAUGUUAUGGAAAUUGCCGUCCUGCUCGCUGCUGGUCUGCGUGACUGGAUUGAUUUCGGUGUCAUUAUCGGUAUUCUAAUGCUCAACGCCAUCGUCGGUUGGUACCAGGAGAAGCAAGCAGCAGAUGUUGUCGCUUCGCUCAAGGGUGAUAUUGCUAUGCGUUCCACUGUUAUCCGUGAUGGCUCAGAACAAGAAAUCAAGGCUCGUGAGCUGGUUCCCGGUGAUAUUAUCAUCAUCGAAGAUGGACAAGUUGUUCCUGCUGAUUCUCGCAUCAUCUCUGCCUACGAUAACCCCAACGGCUACACUGAAUAUCUCCGUGAACUCGAAGCUCAAGCUGGUGAAUCUGCCAACGAGAAGGACGAGGAUGAUGUGGGAGAGCACAAGCACGGAUCAGGUUAUGCUAUCCUCGCCAUUGAUCAAUCUGCCAUGACUGGAGAGUCUCUCGCCGUCGACAAGUAUGUCGCAGAUGCUGUCUACUACACCACCGGUUGCAAGCGUGGAAAGGCAUAUGCUCUCGUCACUCACUCCGCCAAAAUGUCUUUCGUCGGUCGCACUGCUUCUCUCGUCACUGGAGCCAAGGAUCAAGGACAUUUCAAGGCCAUCAUGAACUCCAUCGGUACGUCUCUGUUGGUCUUGGUCAUGUUCUGGAUUCUCGCAGCCUGGAUCGGUGGUUUCUUCCAUCACUUGCACCUUGCCACUCCCGAAGACAGCUCGCUCAACCUUCUCCAUUACGCCCUGAUCCUCUUGAUUGUCGGUGUCCCCGUCGGUCUUCCAGUCGUCACCACCACCACUCUGGCUGUAGGUGCUGCUUAUCUCGCCAAGGAAAAGGCUAUCGUGCAGAAGCUCACUGCCAUUGAAUCGCUCGCUGGUGUCGAUGUUCUCUGCUCCGACAAGACCGGUACGCUUACCGCCAAUCAAUUGUCCAUCCGUGAGCCAUUCGUGGCUGAGGGCGUCGAUGUCAACUGGAUGAUGGCUGUGGCUGCUCUUGCUUCUUCCCACAACGUCAAGUCUCUCGAUCCCAUCGACAAGGUUACCAUCCUCACUCUCAAGCGAUACCCAAGAGCCAAGGAGAUCCUUGCUGGAGGAUGGAAGACAAUCAAGUUCACUCCUUUCGAUCCCGUCUCCAAGCGUAUCACUGCUGAGGUCACCAACACUCAAGAGGGAAUUGACUACAUCUGCGCCAAGGGUGCUCCCAAGGCUAUUCUCAACCUGUCCAACUGCUCCAAGGAAGUCUCCGACAUGUACAAGGCCAAGACUACUGAGUUCGCUCGACGUGGUUUCCGUUCUCUCGGUGUUGCAUGCAAGAAGGGUGAUGGUGACUGGCAAUUACUCGGAAUGUUGCCCAUGUUCGAUCCCCCACGUGACGACACUGCAUCCACCAUCGCUGAAGCUCAAGUUCUCGGUCUCUCUGUUAAGAUGCUUACUGGUGAUGCUAUCGCUAUUGCCAAGGAAACUUGCAAGAUGUUGGCUCUCGGUACCAAGGUCUACAACUCUGAACGUCUCAUCCACGGUGGUCUCUCCGGUACUACUCAACACGAUCUCGUUGAGCGUGCUGAUGGUUUCGCUGAAGUUUUCCCCGAGCACAAGUACCAGGUCGUCGAGAUGUUGCAACAACGUGGUCAUUUGACUGCCAUGACUGGUGACGGUGUUAACGAUGCUCCUUCCUUGAAGAAGUCUGACUGUGGUAUUGCCGUCGAGGGUGCCACUGAAGCUGCUCAAGCCGCUGCCGAUAUCGUCUUCCUUGCCCCAGGUCUUUCCACCAUCGUCUCUGCCAUCAAGAUCGCCCGUCAAAUUUUCCAACGUAUGAAGGCAUAUAUCCAAUACCGUAUUGCUCUCUGCUUGCACUUGGAAAUUUACCUCGUCACCUCUAUGAUCAUCAUCAACGAGACCAUUGGUGUCGAUCUCAUCGUCUUCUUGGCCUUGUUCGCUGAUUUGGCUACCAUUGCUGUCGCUUACGAUAACGCCCAUUUCGAGCAACGUCCUGUCGAGUGGCAAUUGCCCAAGAUCUGGAUUAUCUCCGUUAUCCUCGGUGGUCUUCUUGCUGUUGGUACCUGGGUUCUCCGUGGUGCUCUCUUCAUCCCCAACGGUGGUAUCGUCGAGAACUUCGGUAACAUCCAAGGUAUACUCUUCUUGGAAGUCUCCCUCACUGAGAACUGGCUCAUCUUCGUCACUCGUGGUGGAAACACCUGGCCAUCUUGGCAACUCGUCGGCGCCAUUCUCGGUGUCGAUGUGAUCUCAACCCUGUUCUGUGUCUUUGGCUGGUUGACCAUGAAGGAGAAUGACCCAUCCGACCCAGCUACCAAGAACGUUCUUCUCAACACCCACGGUGGAGAUACCUCCAUCGUUACCGUUGUUAUCGUCUGGGGCUACUCGAUUGGUGUUACCAUCCUCAUCGCCAUGGUCUACUUCCUCCUCAACCAAAUCUCAUGGCUCGACAACCUCGGACGUGCCAAGCGCUCUCGUGCUGACACUCAAAUGGAGAACAUCCUCGCCCAUCUUUCCAAGGUCGCCAUUGCUCACGAGCAAGACGAGCACGGAGGCAACAGAUGGCACCUCACCACCAAGGCCACCGAGGCCGAGGAGGAUGAUUAG
Mollisia scopiformis is the source of this 2991-nucleotide messenger RNA. Its product is annotated as putative plasma membrane ATPase. The transcript has 4 exons. Gene Ontology annotation, biological process: regulation of intracellular pH; proton export across plasma membrane. The record is from RefSeq and is a predicted model, not a curated record. Gene Ontology annotation, cellular component: plasma membrane. Bases 1 to 2991 code for a protein of 996 amino acids. Gene Ontology annotation, molecular function: P-type proton-exporting transporter activity; ATP hydrolysis activity; ATP binding. Lineage: Eukaryota; Fungi; Ascomycota; Leotiomycetes; Helotiales; Mollisiaceae.